AUUCAGAGCAGAACAGGGUAGACCGAAACAGACACAAAACAAGCGAGUUAUGUAAACCUGUCCAAGAUGAUAUUACUUUUAUUCAGUCUUCUCCUUGGGAACAUUCCUUCAUUUGCAUUUUCAGCAUCAUCCGAGCCAAAAAUAAGCUGCCUUAUCAUAAAUCUGGACUAUGUUAACUGCACAUGGAGUGAGCCUGAGCUCAAGAACAAUUACAGUUUCAAGAGCAGGUUUACACAUGACGAAAUUCUGGAUUGUCCUGAAUAUCACAGGAUUAAUGGUGUUAAUGUGGGCUGCGUGUUUCCCUACAAAAAACAACAAAGGUUUAAAACGUUAAACACAUGGCUGUACAGUGACAACGGCAGUUUGGUGACAAAUCAAGAACAUGAUCUGAAAGAAUAUGUGAAGCUUAACCCGCCGUUCAACCUGACUUUGGUGGAGAGAAAAGAUGCUGAACUGUGGCUGUACUGGAAUGUCACGGACAAUAACAACUGUAUUGAGAGUGAAGUUCGCCACAGGACAGACAACAAUGACUGGAAGAACACCUCUCCAGGCACAAGAAGCUCCUUCAGUUUGCCUUUUCCCUCCAAAAAACAGUACGAGUUCCAGGUCAGGUCUCGAAUAUCAUUAUCGUGCGGAGAGUCCAAGUUUUGGAGCGACUGGAGUCAGUCUGUGUACAGGGGAUCUUUAAAACCAAACAACAUCACAGUGAAUGUGACUUCCAUGUCUGUGCCAUCAGUGGUGCUGUAUGCAGUGGGAGCCACAGUAAUACUCCUCAUACUCGCCUGCCUGCUGGUUCAGAGUGAGAGGUUAAGAAUAAUUUUAAUUCCAGUGGUACCAAAUGCAGGACAAAAUGUAAGCAAAUACCUUGCAUCCCUUUUUGACAAUGAUGGCAAUAUAGAGAAAUGGCUGUCUAUGCCAAAAGAUCUGGAGAACGGCUUCAAACCCAAUUUCACAGAGCGUGCCUGUCCUGUGCGCGAGUACAAAAUGGUGUCUCAUUCCAGCAGUGACAGUGAAAGCAUCCUCUCCAACCCAACAGACCUGUCAACUGAUUACCAAUGCAUGCAUAGCUAUUCAUCAGCCUCCACCAUAGCUGGACCUGCUGAAGCUCUACCAACCCAGGAUUCAUUUCCAGUGGAUAAUCCCGUCUAGGUGUCCGACUUAAAGGAUAAGUCCACUUUCAAAUAAAAUUGAACACAAAUUAUCGGCUUGCACAUGCUUCCGCUAAAAAGCUUACGCUGUAUGUCCUACGUCUUCCCUAGUGGAAGCACGUGCAAGGUGAUAAUUUGUGUUUAUAA
Megalobrama amblycephala (Wuchang bream) is the source of this 1295-nucleotide messenger RNA. It is a transcript of the gene il2rga, whose product is annotated as interleukin 2 receptor, gamma a. Gene Ontology annotation, biological process: cytokine-mediated signaling pathway. Gene Ontology annotation, cellular component: external side of plasma membrane. The record is from RefSeq and is a predicted model, not a curated record. Bases 67 to 1149 code for a protein of 360 amino acids. The transcript has 8 exons. NCBI's taxonomy places the organism in Eukaryota, Metazoa, Chordata, Actinopteri, Cypriniformes, Xenocyprididae. Gene Ontology annotation, molecular function: protein binding; cytokine receptor activity.